AUGGGGCUGUUUUUCACGCAGAACACGGAAGGAUCUGCGUGCCGACAGAUCAGCACCAGAAACCGCGCGAAUGUGAUCCUGAAGUAUGGUACCGUCUCGGGUGUGGUAGAAAAGCUUCCGGAUGGAAACGAUUUCUAUGCGUUUCGUGGCAUACCGUACGCUAAGGCACCAGUCGGUGAGCAUCGUUUUAAGCCUCCGGAACCGUUGAUGAAGUUCCCAUCUCCCGUACUGGACUGCAGCACGGAAAGAGAUACCUGUGUGGCGAAAAAUCCUUUCAAUCAACGGUGGCAAGGUUCGGAAAACUGUUUGCAUCUGAAUGUGUACACACCACAGAUGCACAGAUCCGGCGCCCGUUUACCGGUUAUGGUGUUUAUACAUGGUGGUGCAUUCAAGUAUGGUAGCGGAAAUAGCGAUUGCUACUCACCGGAGUAUCUGCUCGAACAGAACGUUGUGGUCGUUACGUUCAAUUAUCGACUAGGUGCACUAGGAUUUCUACAUCUCCCGUCACAGGGAAUUGAAGGUAAUGCUGCACUAAAGGAUCAAUAUCAGGCACUGCGCUGGGUGUCAGAAAACAUAUCGCACUUCAACGGUGAUCCCAACAAUGUGACCCUGUUUGGAGAAAGUGCCGGUGCAAUAUCGGUACACCUUCAUCUUCUAUCGCCACAGUCUACCCAAUACUUUCACAAGGCGAUUUGUCAGAGCAGCGUAGCACUAGCGGACUAUGCCGUGCCGAACGAUACACUCGGGAACUCUCGACGUCUCGCGCGAUUAAUAAAUCCAACUGCCUCUACCGACCCAGAGAUCCUACAAACAUUACAAACUGCACACGCAAAGCAAUUGGCUGAGCUCUGCGAUCGUACGCCUGUGGAAGACGAAAAGCGUGGAACUAUUUUGAUGCCCUUUCGACCGGUUGUGGAUGGUCCCGCAGAGGAUCCUAUUGUGCCACUACAUCCUAUCACGGCCAUGAGCACUCCCGGUCUUGUACCUGACAUUCCUCUUCUGCUCGGUUACAACGAUCGGGAAGGUGGAACCUUUCUGACACACAUAACUAAAUAUCCCGAUCUUUAUCGAAACGAUAUGGAGCGCAUGAUACCACGUACGCUCAACGUCAGGCAUGGGUCACCGGAAGCAAAAGCCCUUGCAAGAAACAUUGAAACUUUUUACUAUGGCAAGGAGGGUUACUCACCGCGAAAGAUCAACGAAUGUGCAAAUCUGAUGUCUGACUUUAGUUUCGCAAUCGUGAUGAGAAUCACGGCAGAAUUGCACGCUCGGUACCAACAUCGAUCGCCACUGUACUUCUACCGCUUCGAGUACGAUGGUGAACUGAACCUGUACAAGAAGUAUCUACCAUUCCCAAUUACUGGUGCGUAUCAUGCCGACGAGCUAGGAUAUCUGUUCCGUAUGCGUAUGAACCCGAAAGAGGUACUUCCACAAUCGAACGAGGCACGUGUCCGGCGGUACAUGUGUCGCAUGUGGACCAACUUUGCACGGUACGGCAAUCCGACACCAGCGCAUGAUGAGUCGCUCCACUUUCGCUGGUCACCUGUGCCAGUGAUGGAACUAAAUUCUGCUGAGGAGUUCCACCUACCCUACUUACGCAUCAAUCCCGAGCCGCAGAUGUCGAUCGAUCCGGACAAAGAGAGGAUAGCGUUUUGGCAAAACGUUUACGACAGAUUCAAUGGAGGAUUCCAUCACCCUAAAGCUAGGCAUUAG
This is a messenger RNA of Anopheles maculipalpis, 1713 nucleotides long. RefSeq names its product juvenile hormone esterase-like. Lineage: Eukaryota; Metazoa; Arthropoda; Insecta; Diptera; Culicidae. Bases 1 to 1713 code for a protein of 570 amino acids. The record is from RefSeq and is a predicted model, not a curated record. The transcript is spliced from 4 exons.